Molecule: messenger RNA, 1788 nt
Organism: Sclerotinia borealis F-4128
Lineage: Eukaryota; Fungi; Ascomycota; Leotiomycetes; Helotiales; Sclerotiniaceae
Source: the annotation of a GenBank genome assembly
AUGGAGCGCGAUCACAUGUUAGAAGAAUGCCCCCCAUCCUACGCAUCUCACGAUCCUCAAACCAUACAUUUACCUUCGAUCCCCACCGCAGACCUCCCACCAAUUCAUCAUGAGCGAGUCUUACCUCCUUUACCUCUUGUGUCAACAGAAACAAAAUAUCGGCAAGAAUCAACUGCAGAACCGCCAUUGAUAUGGCCGUCUUCCAAUCCUUUGACUGCAUAUUAUCAACCGGGCCCCUCACAGCUAUCGCCUAAAAUAAUGGCAAGAAGAAGUACAGAUUCGCCGAACGGUAUGGACUUGGAUCUAUCAGAUAACAGAGCGAGACGGGGAGGGAGUGUGCUAUCUAUAGACGAUCCGGAUGUGCGACUUGCUGCUGAAGCAUUAGGAGAUCUCCGCGCCGGUAUGUUUUGUAAAGAGUUUUCGAAGAAUCUUAUACUAACUCCGUUGGCAGAUUUCAUACAGUCUCCCCCUCAUCUUCACAAUAACGCCUCUUCCAACUCGCCUCGAUUCCGACACGGCGGUUCUACACAGCCGGAACCCCUCCUCUCACUCCUUACCACAUCUCACCCCCUCAUUGGUAACGCGAUAGGCGGCUCUUUGUCCGCAUAUUCUGCUUCCAAGAAUUAUAGUCCUCGCUUCAAAUCCAGUGCAGAAUAUGUCGAAAGAAGGAUUACUCCAGUUGUCAAUACAAUUAAUUCCGUUAAUCGCAUUACUGGAGUUGAAGGAGGCGUGCGUUGGUUCCUUGGUGGUCGUCGGCCGAGUCAUCUUGGACCAUCAGACACUGAAUUUCAAUCCCCUUCUCAUAAACGUCGGAAAGUGAAUACUUCUUUUCCAUCCGACCUUGAAGGUCAGCCCUUGCAGUUUGAAAUACAAUUUGAUCAACAGCGCCGUCGUCGUCCCAGUCAAGUAUCCACCACGGAUAGCCUUCCUGCAUAUGAUGACCAUCGUAGUCCUAGCUACGAAGCCACGCAACAAGCAUUGAUACCAUCACACCAAAGAUCCGAUGAGCCCACAUCCCCUGGCAGCUCAUGGCAAUCCCGUCUCGUCCUUUCUACCUCGGGACUCAGUGUUGCCAUGUCAGAGGAGUCGCUCCGAAGCCUGAGAUAUUGUCUCAGUUGGAUUCGCUGGGCAAACGAGCGCAUAGGUAAACUUAUUGCGGCAUUGAAAUCGGCUCUAGAGCAAUACGACAAUUCCGGCACCAUUGCUGACUCCUCCCACUCCGACAAAGGGAAUGGUAGUAAACACCAACAGAUAGUACUUCACACAGACGACCAGCGUUCAGCUUUAACCGCCAAGAUUGCACAAUUAAAUAAGGACGUUCUAAAGACUUUGAAGGAGGUGGUUGAUAUUGUUUCAAAAUAUGCUGGCGGUGCCUUACCUGAAAAUGCGAGAGAUCUCGUGCGUAAACACUUGACCUCCUUACCUCGUCGAUUUCAAAUCGCAAAUUCCGUCUCACACUCCGUCUCAAAUGGCGAAAACAGAGGUCAUCGAGAUGGAGAUAGCGAUGCUAAGGAAGGUGCACAGAGAGUCAUGGUAUUGGCGAAAGAGGGUUUGGAUAUGAUGACCCAAGUGUCAGGCGUUCUAGACGGAACGAUUGUUAGUGCGGAAGAAUGGUGUGAAAAGCUCGGCCGAAAGAAGCGGGAGGGAAGGGAAACCGCUACUCCGCAGGAUGUGAAAAUGAUCAAUGAUGGAAGUGAAAAUAGACGGGCGGAAACGCAACCUAUCCCCAGUGGGGACGUUAAAAUAGGCUAUACAGGGCUCAGUAAAGAGAGACCUACUCUUGUUUGA